Messenger RNA from Helicoverpa zea (corn earworm), 3559 nucleotides. Its product is annotated as glycerophosphocholine phosphodiesterase GPCPD1. The record is from RefSeq and is a predicted model, not a curated record. Gene Ontology annotation, biological process: glycerophospholipid catabolic process. The transcript is spliced from 8 exons. Bases 187 to 2385 code for a protein of 732 amino acids. Gene Ontology annotation, molecular function: starch binding; glycerophosphocholine phosphodiesterase activity. NCBI's taxonomy places the organism in Eukaryota, Metazoa, Arthropoda, Insecta, Lepidoptera, Noctuidae.
ACAGACGGACACUUCAAGCUUGACUUUGUCAGGUGUCAAUUGUCAUACUUUGUAUGUAUUUAUUGUUUCGGACGCAAUCGGAGCUUGUCGUAGAGUCGUCGUAGAGAAGCUGGCUGGCUGGAGUAGCUGGGUCGCAGCUUCGAAGAGAACGACCCGAAAAAACCCAAAUACAAGCGACCAAAACAAAUGGCUGUUAAACCACCUGAAUCCGUAGGCGAAGUGAAACGGCAGAGAUGGACCUUCACGGUGUCUGCACCAGAUGUUGGACCCAAAGAGAAAAUGUUCAUAACAGGCAGUAUUCCAGAACUUGGUGAGUGGGACAAUAACAAAAUAGUUGUGCUCGACCAGGAAGAAAGUACGGAUUUGUGGUGUACAUCCAUAAUAAUUCCAAACACCUGUGAUAUACUCUACCGCUAUGGUAAAUGUAUUGUAAAUGAAGAAAAUCCUGAUGAUAUUAUUAUUCGCCAAUGGGAAACGCAUCAGCUGCCACGAAUUCUAAAAGAAUCAGUUCUUCAUCCUUAUACUGAUACUUAUGGUGACCAUCAUGGUAAAAAGACUGUUUCUUCUGGUUGGCUGACUGUGUCAACAUUAUUGCAGUUUAAAUUUGUGAACAAUCCCCUAAAACUGCACAGCUGCCUCUCGAAAAGAAUUAUGAGAAUAAAAAUAACUCCAGUGAAAUUGUCUUUUGGGACAGAAGGGCAGACAGAUGAGUCAUCCCUUAGUAUGGACAUGGGAAGUGUGGCAUCAGGAGUGCUUGUUGAUGUGUCUACACUUCACAAUGACCCAGCUCUUUGUACCAUGAAGCCACAGGAACAGUUUGGAAGAGAUUACAAUCCAGAUGAUGUAUUAUUGAUCAAUGUGACUGCUCCUGAUAUUAAAGCUCUAGCGUACCUAGUUGAUUUAUAUUCAUACAGCAGUCGAGCUGGACCAGAAGAUCCCCCAUGCCAUGUAGGCUAUGCGUAUGUGCUGCCAAAUAUGUUUAAGUCAUCUGAAGGAUCGUUGGAUCUGCCUGUGACUUGUAAUGUGAAACAUCGCCCCUUAGGAACAAUGAAUAUUGGUUACUUAAUUGUUAAUCCUAUGCCUAAGCAGCUUUGCGACCUGAAGUUUUCAUUAGCUAAAUUUUGGGAUCCAUCCUGGACUGGCUUGGAGGUUGGACAUAGAGGAUUGGGUGCCAGUUUUAAAACCAAAGAUGGAGAUGCAAUUCGUGAAAAUACCAUUGCGUCACUUAAAAAAGCAGCUGCUAGUGGUGCAGAUUUGCUAGAAUUUGAUGUGCAGUUGAGUAAAGACAUGGUGCCAGUCAUUUAUCAUGACUUUUAUGUUUGCAUAUCUAUGAAGCGGAAGAGAGAAGUGGAGCAUACAGAAAUGUUAGAGGUUCCUGUCAAGGAUUUGACUUUGGAACAUUUACAAAAACUGAAGGUAUACCACUUAGUUGAGGGCCGAAAUCAAGAAACAUUAUUUUUCGAUGAUGAGUUAGAAGAACAUCAACCAUUUCCUACUUUAGAGGAAACAUUGAAAAAAAUUGAUCCACAUGUCGGUUUUAAUGUUGAGUUGAAAUGGACUAUGGAGCUAAAAGAUGGAACCUUCGAAUUGAACAACCCGUUCGAUAUGAACACUUACGUGGAUAAGGUCUUAGAAGUAAUUCUAAAGCAUGCCGGAGAUCGUCGCAUUGUAUUUUCCUGUUUCAAUCCUGAUAUUUGCACGAUGGUCAGAUAUAAGCAGAAUAAAUAUCCCGUCAUGUUUUUGACUAUUGGUAUUACAAAACGAUAUGAACCAUAUCGUGAUCCUAGAUGCUCCAGCAUACCACUGGCCGUACAAAGCGCAGUUAGUACAGAAAUAUUGGGGAUUGUUGUACACACUGAAGAUUUGCUCAGAGACCCUUCCCAGGUGAAAUUAGCCACAGACGCUGGUUUGAUAAUAUUCUGUUGGGGAGACGACAUCGACAAUAAAAGUGUCGUAAAGAAGCUGAAAGAUAUGGGUCUGCAUGCAGUCAUUUAUGACAAACUGGACCAAUACACGACUAAAGAAGUCAAGGAGAGCAUAUUCCUGAUGGAGGCGCGUGAGUCGCAGCGUGACCUCAUGGAGCAGGCAGUUCUCGACGAUCUCCUCAACCUUUCCAAGCCUUCUUCUUCUUCGCACACUGGCAUGGAAGUAGAAAAUCAACCAGUCUUUGAUGUAUCCGUCCGCGAGGCAAUAGCUAACGCAUCCACUGUUACCUCGCUGGAAUCAGUCGUGUGCCCCGGGGAUCUAAGGGAAGAUGGGGACGUCAUCUCCCCAAUCGAUAAAGAGUCACAAGUGAAGGAACAACAAAACAACUUCAAAGCAGUUUAUCCAUACCCAUGCAGCGACUUGUCGAAGCUGAUGCCCAAGAAAAAGCGCAGACACUAAACGUUUUCUUGAAGUCUCUUUUCAAGAUAUAUUUGCUCAACUGUAUUUUGCUGUUUAACACACUCAUCAUGCUAUUUUUGUAUUCAAAUUAUUAUGUGAUUAAAUAAUACCUAUAAUAGUAUAAGUCUUGAACAAUUAUCAGUCAGUAUAGAUGUUGUGUUAACUCAGUACCUACGAAUUUAAUUAUUUUACACUAGAUUUAGGUACUGUUUUCAUAGGGGUUUCUUCAUUUUUAUAGAUUUUAAUCCUUUAAAAAUAAAUCUUCAUAUUGACAUUGGAUAAAAAAACAAGUGCGGAUUAGCUAUAGGGUGCGAAAAUUCUUCGGCAAAUUUAUCUUUUAUACAAGCUGUUGAUUUGCAUCAUCAUCACUAUACACAUAUUUUUGGAGUAUAUACUUAUCAAAAUAUUUUUGCACUAUGAAAAAAGCCUUGUGAUUAUGUAUUGAAUGCAAAAUGUAGGAUUGACCUCUUGUUCAAAAUGUCACAACUACCAAUACGUACCACAAUUAAGUAAUUCAAUGUAUCGGUGACCCUUAGAAGUUUUGUAUUAUCUAAAAUAUAACUGUAUCUUUUAAUAACCUUUAACUGCGGAUUUCAGUCAAUACAUCCGUGUUUUUGUUUAGGGUUUGAAAUUUCACAUAAUAAAUAUGAAGCCUUAUGUAAAAAUUAAUUCUCUAAUCUCAUAACAACGGAUGGAUGAAGUGAACAGUUAGCCAAUUUCACAAUCUCUUGUUUUAUUUCAGGGAUUUAAAAAAAUAUACAGGUUCCAUUGAAAGCAAUUCUAGAAAUUGUGAGUAAAUAAUUUCUGUGAUAUUUAUUUACAUAUUUAUUAAAUCAAUCAGUCCUAGCGCCAAGUGACGGCACGAUACCUGUUACAAAAUGAAAAUUUACGAUAAAAUUACAAAGUUAACUAGUACUAGUCACUAGUACAACAAAUUUUUACAUAUUAAGCUAUACCUACUAUAAAACUGCUCUCGCUUAAAAUACCAAUGCCGUACGUAUCAUGCCGUCAAUGGGCGCCAGGCCCAAGUCAAGUGAAAAAAUGAAUGUUAACCAUGUUUAGAUAUUUACUUGAACUUUUAUUAAAUAGGUACCAAAGCCUUAUAUUUUAUUUAAGUAUUUUACCUUGUAUUUUUAUAAUUAUUAUUUUGAAAUAAAUUGUAUCUGUGAUUCAA